This is a messenger RNA of Condylura cristata (star-nosed mole), 459 nucleotides long. It is a transcript of the gene DNAAF19, whose product is annotated as coiled-coil domain containing 103. Gene Ontology annotation, biological process: inner dynein arm assembly; epithelial cilium movement involved in extracellular fluid movement; determination of left/right symmetry. The record is from RefSeq and is a predicted model, not a curated record. NCBI's taxonomy places the organism in Eukaryota, Metazoa, Chordata, Mammalia, Eulipotyphla, Talpidae. The coding region runs from base 74 to 373 and encodes 99 amino acids. Gene Ontology annotation, cellular component: outer dynein arm. The transcript is spliced from 4 exons.
CACAGCUGUGGGGCAGUCUGUCCUGGCUUUUUAAGUGCUCCCCAAAGAAAACAAGGGAACCCAGACUCAGACCAUGGAAAGGAAACACACCAUUGACUUCAAGGCUUUAGAGAAAGAGCUGCAGGCUGCACUUGCUGCUGAUGAGAAGUACAAACGGGAGAAUGCUGCCAAGUUCCGGGCAGUGGAACAGAGGGUGGCUUCCUACGAGGAGUUCAGGGGAAUUGUCCUUGCAUCACAUCUGAAGCCACUGGAGCGGAAGGACAAGAUAGGAGGAACAAUGGCUGUGCCCUGGAAUUGUUACAGUACUCAGGGAAAGACCUCCCAGGAUGAGAUGACUGAAAUCUCCCAGGUAGAAAACCCUCCUCCAGCCUGAGACCUCAGCAGAGUUCUACCGUGACUGGCGACGACAUUUGCGGAGUGGACCAGAGCGCUACCAGGCCCUGGUACAACUCGGGGGUC